Messenger RNA from Pleurotus ostreatus (oyster mushroom), 972 nucleotides. RefSeq lists its product as uncharacterized. The transcript has 5 exons. The record is from RefSeq and is a predicted model, not a curated record. Lineage: Eukaryota; Fungi; Basidiomycota; Agaricomycetes; Agaricales; Pleurotaceae. Bases 1 to 972 code for a protein of 323 amino acids. Gene Ontology annotation, cellular component: mitochondrion.
AUGGUAAUAGUACAGAGUACAGAGGUUGUACAAAGCUACAAUGACAUUCUUCGUCACAAGGAGCGGAAGGUCACUUUCGACGUCGACGGGCUGUGUCGACUUGCAGCUGAGUCCGUGAACCAAAGUCUUACAGAUGUCGUCAGCUUGUCCAAGCUUGCGGAGGGCGGUUUCAACCGCACCUUUGUCGUCACUCUACGCGACGGUCGGCAGGUGGUCGCCCGUAUUCCCUACCCUGUAACGGCCCCAGACUACUACGCCGUUGCCAGUGAGAUCCCUGCUCCAAAGAUUUACAGGUAUUCAACCGACUCGGACAACCCCGCUGGAACGCCGUAUAUUCUUAUGGACUUUGUUCAAGGCUCGAAACUCAGCGACGUCUGGCCCAGUCUCAGCGACCAUGAGGUUAUUUCCAUCAUCCACCAGCUCACUCAGCUCGAAUCACAAAUGAUGUCGCUAUCAUUCCCCGCUGGCGGGAGCCUUUACUUUACCAGAGACAUCGAGAAGGUCGCCCCGGGGCUGGGCAUACCGCUGGAGGACAACCGUUUCUGCGUUGGCCCAGACACGAAGCUGGCGUUGUGGUAUGGAAGAAGAACACACCUGGACGUCAAUAGAGGACCGUAUCAUAGCGCCGAAGAAGCCCUUGCAGCGGCAGCGCACAAGGAGAUCGCUUACCUGAAGCAGUUCGGACAACCGCUGAAGGCCAGCAGGGGCUUCGAACUCUUACAGUCCAUGGGCGGCGACUACGAGUCUGCAGUAGCUUUCUUCAAGGGAUGGAAGGAGAAGGCGUUGGCGGAGGCCGAGUCAGUGGAGGAACGGGACGAGAUCAUGGCUCACUGGCCGUGGGACGACAUGGACGAAGAGAUAUAUAACCAGCCGUCUUCGUCCUGCUGUAUGAUACUCGCCGGCAUCACGCCCAACUCCACCAACCAUAUGUCCCAACCGGUAAUCGUUGACAAGGUCAAUAAAACCUGGUAA